Messenger RNA from Onychostoma macrolepis, 5963 nucleotides. It is a transcript of the gene parp4, whose product is annotated as poly (ADP-ribose) polymerase family, member 4. NCBI's taxonomy places the organism in Eukaryota, Metazoa, Chordata, Actinopteri, Cypriniformes, Cyprinidae. The record is from RefSeq and is a predicted model, not a curated record. Gene Ontology annotation, molecular function: NAD+ poly-ADP-ribosyltransferase activity.
UUCAUCUCAGGGAGGGAUAAGUGGCGUGUCUUUACUACACGCUGGCAUCAUGACAGUGUUUGAAAACUGUACUGUGGUGUUAGAUGUGAAGGAUCUGCCUUUUAAAGAGAAGAAUAAACUGAGAUUAGCUGUUCUGGAGAAUGGAGGAAACAUCUCAUAUGUCAUCAACAAAGAGUGCUCUUUUGUAGUCACUAGCAGUGUGAAUGACCUGAGCAGUAACCGGCAGCGCAGCAUCCAGAAGCUGCAGAUCCCAGUGGUCGGGACGCAGUAUGUGUGGAGCUGUAUGGACCAAGGGCAUCUCCUGCCUUUGACGGAGCAUAAUUUGGCCCCACAGCUGCCAUAUCCUGGGUCUGAAUUCUUCCCUAAUUCAGAGGUAAAAGUGUCGACACACAUACUAGGAAAAGAGAAGGACAAAGGUCACCCUGAACUCCCAAAGACUGAGGUUGAGAUCCUUGAGAAGGGUGGACCCCGUCCUGGCAGGUUCAGAGUUUACAAUGAAGGCGAUCAUGAUCUGCCUGAAUUUCCUUCAUAUUUUCAAGUGGCCAAGUAUUCAGUGUUUGAGAGGGUCAAACCCAAGACUUUGUCUGUUCUGGAGCUGCAGAGUGCCAAAAGCCGAGCAGGCCAGCAGUAUCGUGUGUUGUGUUCAGUCUUGCAUGAAGCUGAGACAGUGGUUCAGGACAAGCUUGUGUUCUGUGUGACGUCUGAAUAUGCAGUAGAAGCAUAUCUGCAGCUGAUGAAGGAGAUGGAGACAGAGGGAUUUACAAAGACACACACAUAUCCACCUGAGGUUGAGCGCUUGGCGUCUUACAGUCUGCAGCAGCUGCUGUUGGAGGAGAAGCUGAACUGCAGCACAUUGUCACAGGAAGUUGGUGUCUUUGUGGAGCUGGUUUGGACUGAAGCUCUUGGAUCCCUUAAUAACAUCCUGACAGUCCCUGUCUCCAGAAUCAGCCUCAAUGAUGUGAGCAGGGUGGAGGGAUUGUUACUGCAGGCACAAAAGACUGAGAAAGAGGAUGAAGUCAAUGCCCUGCUGGAGGAGGUCAACACUCUUCUGCCCCUCAGAAUCGAGCCUCCUUCCAAACACAAGCUCAUGCCUCAGAUUCUAGACCUUUGUCAGCUGAUCAGAGAUAUUGUAAAUGUGAGUGAGGCUACUCUGGGAAACCCUUCACCCUCGUCUCUGGGAAAGUAUCGAGCUCUGAGGUGCAGCAUUGAGGUUGUUCCACCACAAAACUCUGAGUUUCAUGUUGUCUCUCAACUGCUUCAGGACAGGCCUGUUCAGAUUCAGCAGAUACUGCGUGUCAGCAGAGGGACGGAGCUUCAGUUGUUUAGGGAGGAUUUAGGCAACAUUAAACCCCUCCUCCACUCCACUAGUCCCAGCAGUGUUGGAAUACUGUCACGAGGUCUGCUGCUGCCCAGGGUUGGAGUCGAACAGCAUGGAAUUGAGAGGACGGAUAUCAGGAAUCUUGGAGGAGGAAUCUACUUCAGUGACUCUCUGAAGACUAGUGUGAAAUACUCCAAGCCCAGUGUGACUGACGGCUCUCGGCUGCUGUUGGUUUGUGAAGUGGCAUUGGGUCGGUGUAAGGACCUGCUGAAGAAAGACACCACUUUGAUGGCGCCUGACGGCUACCACAGUGUACACGGAGUUUGCCGCACUCCCAAUAGACUCUCUGAAUUUGAGGAUGAUGAGUUUGUCGUCUAUAACACAGAGCAGAUCAGACUGAAGUAUGUGGUCCAGUACAGUCUGGAGGGAGACGAGUUAAAAGAGUUCCAGCCUCAUAUCAACACCUUUGUGGAGUUCACACAGCUUACAGACAUAACGUCUGACAUCUUGUCCAUUGAUGACAGUGAAGGUUUGGAGUCCACUAAGAAUCCUCUGGAGGAGAUGAAUGCAGGUUUGCUGGACAGCAGUGGUCAGAAACUUCCUCUACAGGCUGUCAAUGUGAAGUGCAAGCUGAUGGACCUGCUUUGCCAGGUCAUCAUUUUUCAGACCUACACAAACCAGAGUGCUGUUCCCAGUUUGAAGUAUGAAGCAAAGUAUGUCUUUCCACUGGAGGAGACAGCUGCAGUGUGUGGAUUUGAAGCCUUUAUCAGUGGAAAACAUGUAAUUGGAAAGGUAAAGGAAAAAGAGCAGGCUCGUAAGGAGUACAAGCAAGCCAUAGAGAAAGGCCAUGGAGCCUACCUGAUGGACCAGGAUGCACCUGAUGUAUUUACUAUCAGUGUGGGGAAUCUUCCUCCUGGAGCCACAGUUUUGAUCAAAGUGUCGUUCAUCACUGAGCUGGUGAUCAGAUCAGGCUCUAUAGUCUUCUCACUGUCUGGCAGUGUGGCGCCAUGGCAACAGAGAGCCGCCCUUAAUCAGACAACUCAGGCCACUGUUGAAAAGAUUGGUGUGACGGAGCUUCAGUCAGAGGGGGAGUUUUCUCUGUCUAUGUCCAUUGAAAUGCCUUAUGAGAUCAUCAACUUGAGCUGUUCACACUGCAUCAAAACCAAGAGGACAGACUGUAAGGCAGUGAUCAGCACGUUACUGGGACAGACUCUGGGAUCUGAAGGGUUACAGGUGUCCUUCAGUCUUUCUAAUAUCCACAUGCCCAGGAUGUGGGUCGAGAACCAUCCGGAUAAAGAUAGUCAGGCCUGCAUGCUGGUGUUUUAUCCAGACUUUAAGUCAAGCGGGGUGUCCAACUCUGGAGGUCCGUCCAGUGUGAGCGAUGUGGUCAUUCUUCUGGACUCCUCCAAGUCCAUGCAGGGAGACACCACGCUGAACGCCCGCAGGAUUGCCCUUCAAGUCCUCAAAUCUCUGGACCGCUCACUGAAGAUCAAUAUCAUCUCUUUCAGCACUGAUUACAUGGAAGCUUUUCCUGCACCAGUGCCAUUAGAUCAGGCAUCUGAAGCAGCCAGAAAAUUUAUUAUGUCGUGUGGUGGCUCUGGUGGCAGCACUGAUCUGUGGCGGCCUCUCCGGAGCCUGAGUCUGCUGCCUCCCUACCGGGGUGUGAGGAACAUCCUGCUGCUCUCUGAUGGACAUGUUCAGAACCAGCCUCUAACCCUACAGCUGGUCCGAGAAAACUCCUGCCACACACGCCUCUUCACCUGCGGACUCAGCUUGACAGCUAAUCGUCAUAUGCUCAGAGCUUUGGCUCAGGCCAGUGGAGGAACAUAUGAAUUCUUUGACACAAAGAUAAAACACACUUGGACAGAGAAGGUGCGCGCUCAGGUUCAGCGUAUGGAGUCUCCAGGCUGCAGAUCAGUGGCAGUGAAGUGGCAGCAGUUCAAUCCCACAGCGCCGCCUCCUGUUCAAGCCCCCUCUCAGCUUCACGCUCUCUUCAGUGACUGUCACACUCUCGUAUACGGCUUUGUGCCACACUGCACUCAGGCCACACUGUUUGGUGAUUUGAGUGGACAAGAGAUCAAAACAAUGGUUUCCACCACAGAACUACAAAAGACAAAGGGAACUCUCCUUCACAAGUUAACAGCAAGAGCGAUCAUUAGAGAUUAUGAAGAUGGCAUUCUAGCUAACAGUGAGGCAGAACACGAGGGGAAGAAAACAGAGCUGAAGUCCUACAUCAUUGAGCUCAGUAAAGAGUUCUCCAUCUUGUCCCAGUUCACAAGUUUUGUCGCCAUUGAAGAGAGGGACCAGAAUGAGCUUGACACUGGAUUCACAGAUAUUCCUAAAAUCAUAUCAGAGGAGGAUGUGGAUAUUUUGCCAUAUAUUGGCUGGACUGAAGAGAAGCUGAAGACUGCGCAUAUUAUUGGUGCUGAAGAUGAUGAUAUGGAAUUGUGCAGUAGCAGCUCCACAUCUCAUGAUUGGAAUUUUUACUGCCGUGAAGGACGCAUUCGGAAGGAAAGAUCAAGUGAAACUGAUUAUUGCAAAGUGAAGGAUGCCAAGGCAUCUAGAAUUUCUUUUUCAGAAGAGUCUGCAGCUCCCCCUGACCCCAAGCUGAUAUUGAAAUCUUCUUUUGUUCUCUCCAGUAGUCCUUCUCCUUCUCCUUCUCCUUCUCCUUCUCCUUCUGAGGUUUGCAUUGGCGCGUUUGUAGACUCGUACAGAACUGAUUUGCCUUACAGAUAUACAGAUACAGAUACAGAUUUAGAAGAAUUAUUAUGUGGGUCUGUUAUAACUGCUCUAAAUCCUCCCCCUCCCCAUGCUGCCUCUCUUGACCUCUCAGUAAAGGCACUCAGGUCUCAAAGCCUCUUUGGUUCCCUUCCCAUUGAGUCAGUGGAACCUCGAUACAUGGCUAAAAGGCAUGCUCGUCGUACUACAACUGUUAGUGCCAGGAAGUCCAUACCUUCCUCCAUGAGUGACAGGCUUCCUCUUCACCGUGCCGCAAUGCCUCCUUAUGCUUACUCCAUGAGUGACGAGCAUCCCUUUUACAGUACUGCCGCAGUGCCUCCUUCCCUUCAUUAUCCUGCUUCUUUUGCAUCACUAUACCCGCUCUCCAAAGAUGACAGCCUUCCUCCUGUUGGUGCCAGUGUGCAAAGUACUUGCUCUAUGGGUGAAAGACCUCCCAUUUUUCAUGCCAGUGAGAUCAGCAAUGCACGUGUCAUACAGUUUGCAGGUCCUCCUGAUUCUACUCAUCUUGCAUCUACAAGGUCCACAUUCACAACUCCCCUGCCACCUCCUCCUCCUCCUCCUUCCAGCAUGAUGGCAGCUGUCCCUGCUUUCUAUUCUCAGUUGCGCUUUCCCCUUACAUUAAGUAGCCUCAGUAGUCACCCCAGACUUUUGAGUGAGCCUCUGAGUUUGUGUUCCUCAGCAUCUGAACAAUUAUUUGAAGCAUCUCCUCAACAAGAAGCACAACAGCAACAAGAAGUGCUGCAAGAUAUGCGACAGUUAGAGCAACAAAUAUGUCUGCAACAACCACCGCAUCAGUCUAUGAGUUCUGCACCUGAUGCAGACAGCGUCACUACUGAGUUUGCUGUUCCUCGAUAUAGAAAAAAACCGAAAAGAGCAAAAUUAAGCUUGGCAAGAUGUUUCACACCACCUCAUGGCAGCUUGGCAGAAUUGAGAAGAAAAUCUGACACAGUGGCUUGGAAUGAGCUGUUUGAGCUUCAGCAUGAGGAUGGAUACUGGGAGUGCACUGACAGGCUGAGCAGCUUCUUUAACCUGGACGUAGACUUUUUUGCAAAUGUCUUCCUUAAGGAGAAAGGCAUCUGUUCUUUUGGUGUGAAGGCUCAUGCUGAAAUUCUGAGGCUGGUGGCAACUCUGCUGGUGCUGCAGCUGAUCCGGGUGAAGAAGCUGGAAGUGGGACGGCUGCUCGAGUCUCUCCUCCGACUAAAAGAGUCCCAGGAGCCCAGACCAAUGUACUGGGAGGCAGUGAAGAGGGCUGUGGCCUGGGCCUGCCUGACAGACAGACCGUAUCCGUGUGUGUGCAGCAGGCUGGAGAUCGGCCGGGAUUGGGAAUCAUCCACACGUCAACUACUGGGCUGUGAUUCUCCACACCCAUAUUCCCCACUCAAACCUGUUUUGGACAGACGUAUGGAUGUAUCAGUCAUGUAGAAACUGGAGACACACUUCUAUCAUCAUUUAUAGUUACUGCUUCACUUGGUGUUAGCUUAAUAGUGAAGAAAUUAUCUUUUAUAGCCUUAAAGUGUCUCAAAAAUAUAUUUGGACAGAUUUAGUCACACUUAUCAGAAUUCCAUUGCAAAAUGUCAAAACAAAGUGUUUACAAAUAAAUGAUGCAAAACUAACUAGUUAACAGACCAACUACACUCUUAGACUUAGUUCACACUGCAGGUCUCCGAUCGGAUUUUUUGCGCUGUUGUUCACAUUGUCAUUUAAAUGCGACUGCCAUCAGGCUCAUGUGUGAACCGUAUACGGCCCUGAAGUGACCCGCAUGCGCAGAAGAAAACGUGACGUCAGACGCAGUUGUCACGGAUCAGUCAGGCCCUUCACCCCACCAAUCACAGCGGUCCAGGUCACCAGAGUACUAAUCACCCGCACCUGCACCAAAUCACCUCAGUAAUCAACCCGGCUACUUAAA